AUGUCAGAAGAGGUAAAAUUAGAUGCAAAUCUAUAUUCAAGAUAAAUUGGAACAUUUGGCAUGGAAACUAUGCAAAAAAUAUCAAAAUUAAAUGUUCUUAUUGUUGGUUGUAGAGGUUUAGGAGUAGAAAUAGCAAAGAAUCUCAUUUUAUCAGGAUCAGCCUCAGUGACAAUUUAUGAUCCUAAUCUAGUCCAAUGGGGAGACUUAUCAAGUAAUUUUUACUGUAAAGAAGAGCAUAUUGGUAAGGCAACUAGAGUGGAUGCCUCUAUUCAAAAAUUGAAAGAUUUGAACCUAUAUGUCAAGGUUUAAUCUAUUCAAACACUUACACUUGAAGAUCAUAGUAGCUACAAUGUAGUUGCUUACACUGAAACUUUCGAAAAUAUCGACAAUGUUAUUGAAGCUAAUGAAUUUUGCAGAGCUAAGGGAAUUGGCUUUAUCUACAGUGGUAUCUUUGGCCCCAGCGGAUUCACAUUCUUGGACUAUGGAGAUGAAUUCACAAUUAAUGAUAUUGAUGGAGAAGAAACUAAAUAUUUCAUUGUAGCUAAUGCAACUCAAACAAACCCAAUAAUUAUAACAGUUCAUGAAGACAAAAUACACAAUUUUUAAGAUGGAGAUCAUGUUUAAUUCAGAGAAGUUGAAGGUAUGACAGAACUAAACAGUCUCCCACCUACAGAGUUAAAAAUAAUUAAUAGCAUUAAAUUCGAGCUAAAAGUAGAUGGCACUGGUUUUCAGCCUUAUCUAAGACAAGGACUUGUGGAAAAUGUAAAGCUCCCAAAGUAGGUUAAAUAUUUUAGCCUAAAACAAUCUCUACAUAACCCAGAUUUCAAAAAUUUCGGCAGAUCAGAUUAACUUCACUUAGCUUUUGUUGGCAUCUUAGAGUUUUAAAAAGCUAACGGCAGACUACCUCAGAACAAUGAAGAUGAUUUCUAAAAAGUAUUUGCAUUUGUUAAAAGAAUCAAUGAGGAUAAUAAGACUACAGAUGGCAUUACUCUAGAAGAAAUUGAGGAGAAAAUAGUGAGAAAUGUUGCUAAUUAUGCUCUAGCUAGUCUUUCACCAAUGGCAUCAUUCUUUGGAGGUAUCUUAGCUUAAGAAGUCAUUAAGUAUACUGGUAAAUAUUCUCCUCUUAAACAAUGGCUUCAUUACGAUAUCUUUGAUACUCUUCCAAAUGAAGAAGUUGAUAGAACUCCAAUGAACUGCAGGUAUGAUGAUUAAAUCCUUGUUUAUGGUAGAGAAAUUUAAGAAAAACUUAAGAAAGUAAAAACCUUUAUAGUUGGAACUGGUGCUCUCGGAUGUGAGUAUAUUAAAGCUUUUGCAUUAAUGGGCAUUGGUUGCUCAGAGGAAGGAGGAGUUGCUGUUACUGACAACGACAAUAUUGAGGUAUCAAACUUGAACACACAAUUUUUAUUUAAGAAAAAUAACGUUGGUGAAUCAAAAUCUAAAAUUGCCAUCUAAGUAGCGAAUGAAAUGAACUAUAAUAUGAAUAUAAAAGGUUAUCAAACCAGAGUUGAUCAAGAUUCUGAAGCCUUAUUUAAUGAUUAGUUUUGGGAGGGACUUGAUUUUGUAGUAAAUGCUGUCAAUAAUAUCAAGGCAAGACUUUAUGUUGAUUCUAAAUGUGUUUGGUAUGAAAAACCUCUCUUUGAUUCAGGUACUCUUGGAACUAAAGCUAGUUCUCAGGUAAUUAUCCCAUUUAAGACCUAAUGCUAUUCUGAUUCUUAAGAUCCACCUGAAGAAGCAUUUCCAAUGAUUAAAUUCAGAAGUUUCCCAGUUUACAAUGAGCAAUGUAUAUCUUGGGGCAUUGAUCUCUUUACUAAACUUUUUUAUGAAACUCCAAUUAAUGUUUCUAACUACAUAGACAAUCCAUUAGAUUUCAUGGAUAAACUUAAAAAGUAAACCACUGUUUAAGAUGCAAGAUUAGUAAUUGAGAAAAUUAAAGAGUUUAUUGACUUGAAAAAAUCAUUUAAUUUCCAUAGAUGCAUUGAUUUUGCGAGAAAUUAGUUUGAAUUUUUGUUCAAUCAUCAAAUAGCCAACCUCCUCUAUAAUUUCCCUCUAGAUCAUAAAGAUAAUUAUGGUCAAUUAUUCUGGUCAGGACCAAAGAGAGCUCCUUCACCUAUAUUAUACAAUCCAUUAGAUGAGCUUCAUGUUCAUUUUGUAACAGCUUGUGCAAAUUUGGUUGCCUAUAAUCUAGGAAUUCCCCAAAAUAUAGAUUCUUCUAUUAUUGCUCAUGAAGCAGCCUUAGUUAAUGUUCAACAAUUCAUGCCAAAAACUUUAAAAGUUUAAUCUAAAGAAGGAAAGUAGAAUAAUUAAGAGAGGAUUGGUCAUGUAAAUUUAGUAUCUGAAGAUGAACAUUUCAUUGCUGAGUUGUUAUAACAAUUAAAAUUAGAGGAUGUUGGACUCUAAUCUAUAGACUUCAUUGCUACCGAAUAUUAAAAGGAUGAUGAUUCUAACUUUCAUAUUGAUUUUAUCCAUGCAGCUGCUAACCUAAGAGCUAGAAAUUAUAAGAUCCCAGAGUGUACUCAGCAAAAGACCAAGAUGAUUGCAGGAAAGAUUAUUCCAGCUAAUGUAUGUACAACUGCACUGAUAACAGGUUGUGUUUCCUCUGAAAUCUAUAAGUUAGUUCAGGGUUUUUAGGAGCUUGAAAGCUAUAAAAAUAGUUUCAUAAACUUAGCUCUUCCCUUAUUCGUUUUCUCUGAACCUUCUUAGGCAAAACAGAAUUUAACAAAGGAAUACGACCAGAUUCUUAUGGGUAAGGUUAUGGCAAUUCCUGAAGGUUUCUCUAAUUAUGAUAAGAUUAUUGUUAAUGGUCCAAUGACCUUUGACCAGUUCUUUGAGGAAAUGAAGACCAAAUUUAACGUUGAGGUCGCUAUUGUUAUCUCUGGAUAAACUAUUCUCUAUAAUAUUUAUCUUCCAGGUAAUAAACACGCAAUAAGACGAUCAAGAUUAAUAGAAGAUGUUUAUAAAGAAUUCAUUACGAAACCCAUUCCUGAAGGAAGAAGUUAUUUAUCUCUAGAAUUAGGUGGAGAAGUUAUUGGUGAGGAGUGUGAUUUUAAUAUGCCACCCAUAAAGUAUUAUUUCUAAUGA
Messenger RNA from Stylonychia lemnae, 3078 nucleotides. Lineage: Eukaryota; Ciliophora; Spirotrichea; Sporadotrichida; Oxytrichidae. The record is from the annotation of a GenBank genome assembly.